AUGAUGCUGUCGACGACAUCUGGGAUGCUUGCCGAACGUGGUGGUGUUGGCUUCACAUUGCAUCGGUCAGAGACAGUCGCCCAGUCCGCUGGGCAGUUGGAUCGCAAGAACUCUGCAGCAUCAUCGCGGGCUCGGGGACGAUCGUCAGGCUUUGCUUGCAAGCACAAUGUGGGCUACAAGCCCUUGGGCGCCCCGGUGACACCGGAAAGAGUCGUCGAGAUGCAGAACUCAUCCUUCGCCAACAUGGAAAAGAUCCAGCAGUCUGUUGGGCAGGAUGCCAGCUCACAUCAGGAGAAGAAAGACAAAGAGCGCACACGCCGCAAGGAACAAAAAGUGGAGCAAGCUCGAAGUCUGCCGGAUUCAAGAGAUUUCAAAGAUGAGGAGGCUGCCGCAGAAGGUUUGGAGGCCGACUCCACUGGGAUGCAAAGCCUUUCCCACCUUCCUCAUGCACUCUACGGGAAAGACUUGCCCCGUUGUGGACAAGCCCAUGAACGGCAAGAAAAAGAUGGCUUCAAGGAGUUGAAAGUACACAUAAGAAGCUCAUAUCGAAGGGUGGAGCUUGUGAGGAUUGAUGCAGAUGCUGCCUACGCGGCUAGGAGCGACAAUGCGAAGUUGGCGCUUGCAACCUCGAGACACUGGGCAGAUGAUGCUGGGAGUGUGUUCCUGACAUCCCUCGAGGCUCCUCAGUCGGCACGGGGGGCCCAUCGCCCAGAGCCCCAUCAGCCCCCUGGAGCUCUCUCAGCGAGAAGAGCAAAGCGGGCGACGUGGUUGCCAUCCCUGUCGGAAUACUUGGCGAAUGGUGCUGGGCUCCCGGCAUCUGGAGAGCGGGCAGAACUUGCGGACGUGGGAACAACCCACAAGAUCGCCUCAGAGCUUCUUCCCUUGCCAAAAGGCACACGGCCGAACUAUGGCAGCCUAUUUCUGCUUGACGAGGGCAAAGCUGGUUCCAAAGAUUUCAAGGACCGGUUGAAGGAGCACCGAAAACUCUGGGAAAAGGAUCUUGCUGGUGCAUGGAAGGAGAAGGCAUUUUACCAACGGUGCCAACCUUUUGUUGCACCAAAAGAUGCCGAGGAGAUGCGCCAGCGCUGCCACGGCAACGAUUACAUGCAGGCUGCCAUUGAGCGCCACGUGAAAGAUUUGGAACGCCACCUCAAAGACUCCGGCCUUGAAACGCCACGGGGAGCCAACGAUGAGCCGAAGGGCCUUAUACCGGCUAUAGCGAUCAAAGUGGAAGUCGAUGCAAAUGGUAUGCCGGGCCCAUCCGCACCUACAAGCCCAGCACAGGAUGCCACGCAGGACAAGCGUCGAGCUGGUGAUGCUGAUGACGAUCAGCGGACAAGUGAACCGGUGAAGCUCGUAGCUGCUCGCUCACGAACUCAUGCGAUUCAUCAGAAGGCCCUCGCUCAGCUGCGUGAGCCAGAUCGGCAGAAGAAUUCGCUGAUCCUUCGGCAACAACUGAAGGAAUACCAGGAGAAGCGUGACGAGGCACGCAAGACCUUGCAGGAGACUCUGGAAAGCCAAGCGGAGUCCAGGAUGGAGUCCCUCGAAGCCCCGAAGAGGAAGUCCUUGGUGUCUGACGUCGAGAGCAGUGAUGGCCAACAGCAUCAUUGGUACCGCUCACUUCUUGAACAAAUCCGGACAGAGCUGGCGACAGCAGAUGUUCCAAAGGCGAUGUACGUGUUGCUGGACUCGGUGAAGACAGUUCUAGACGAAGGAGAUGAAUUUGAAGCCGACGACUUCUGGCAGUGCAUCUCUCAGCUGCGGGCUGACGAUGUGACUUUUGCCAUGGCGUCCCUGCUAGGAUCAGUAAUUCAUGGCGUGGGUGGUUUGACUGGCCCUUCAGUGGUGCGAGCUCUACAGCAGCAGUGUGGCAACUUGAAUCCGGGGGUAGCCGCCGAGCGCGGCGUCCUGGAACGCAUGGCUGAAGCCAAUUCUCUGGAGGUCGCCGUCGCCGAAGCCAAAGCUAAGCUGCGGAUGCUGACCCAGGAGGGCGACAGCCAGAAGAAGCUGCUUGAAGCCGAGGAGCUUCGAACCUUGCGGCUGCAGGAUGGCCAACGGCAGCUCAUGGACGAGCUGGAUUUCGUGUACCUCAAGCAGAGACAUGCGCAGCUGGAGCUGGACUUGAGUUCAAACGCAUAUACCAUCCCGGAAGUAACCAAUCAGUGA
This is a messenger RNA of Symbiodinium sp. CCMP2592, 2166 nucleotides long. The record is from the annotation of a GenBank genome assembly. Lineage: Eukaryota; Dinophyceae; Suessiales; Symbiodiniaceae.